Molecule: messenger RNA, 540 nt
Organism: Puccinia graminis f. sp. tritici CRL 75-36-700-3
Lineage: Eukaryota; Fungi; Basidiomycota; Pucciniomycetes; Pucciniales; Pucciniaceae
Exons: 4
Coding region: 1-540 (179 amino acids)
Source: RefSeq, a predicted model, not a curated record
AUGGAUCCUAUCUCCCCAGCAAGUGAUACAACCAAAAGCCACACCAAUUCCGAAGAUUCUGUCUCUCAAGAAGGCCAUGGAACUCCUCCCCCAACCGACACUGUACUAGCCAAGAACUUCCAAAGUGUUCCCCCCCUGUCUGCUCCAUCAGUUCGCCCCCCUUCCUUCCAAGAGUUUGCUCUCAAAGCCAAUGAACCAAGCUCGUCUGCCCCACUGAUCCCUUCCGAGCCCAUACUCGACACUGAAAUCCAACAAAUCACUGCCGAAGAAUUUAAUCGAAACAUGAUGGCGGCCGAGAAAGCUACACGUGGCCUCCGCAACCUCAAACUUCCCAGGAGCCUGAAGGAGCAAGUUGAAUCACUUGAGAAGUCUCUUGUUCGUACCAAGAGAACUUGGGAAGAAACUGGCAAAAUUCCUGAUGAUGAAGCAAUCAAGAUCCACCAAGGCGCGACAGCAGCCCCUUCUUCAUCGACACCCAAUUUCAAAAAAAACCCUCCACGCAAAAGAGCAACCAAAUCCACCGCCGAAUACUACCGCUGA